UCUCUUCUAACAGGGUACAUCAGAGCCUGCUGUCAUGACUUCAAGGCGGAAAUUGUCCAAGUCCACAGCCCUUGGAGAAAAUCUAUUAGAAGAGUCACCAAAAACAAAGAAGUCUCGGAUAUCUGUUAAGAAAAACACAAUUCCACAAGAUGGCGUUAUAGAGAACAACAGUGUUUUUGGACAGCUCCUCAAGACAGUGGGAAUGACAUUGAAAGCUGGAGAAAGACAGAAUGAAAUUGCUACAGAUGGUGCAAUUUUCCAGAAGAAGCUUAAUCAAGCCUUGAGGAAACACCCUUCUUAUCCACAGGUUGUUGAUGAGUUGGUCAGUGGCUUGGAAUCCCAUAUAGAAAACAGAGAUCAGUUCAGGAAUUGCCUUCUUCCUUGUGCACCUGCACAGAGUCUGGAAAUGAGUAAUGCAGUUAAUACAUACUGUGAAAGUCUCAUUAAACUACUCCUUGGAAUUGAGAUAUUGCAGCCUGCUAUUAUAAGACUAUUGUUUGAGAAACUCCCUGAAUUUUUUCACGAAAUUGUGGGCAGUGAUGGACUCAGUAUGCCCCGGCUCAUUAUCAAUCAGUUGAAAUGGCUUGACAGAAUAGUUGAUAGCAAGGCUCUUGUCUUGACAAUCAUGCAGAUGAUAUGUGUUUCUCCUCUGUCAAUCCAACAUGAUAUUAUCACAUGCUUGCCAGAAAUCCUGGAAGAUUCCCAGCAUGGUGAAGUUGCCAGAGAGCUCAGUUCAUUGUUAAAGGAGAAAACUGAGCUAACUGUUCCAAUUCUGGAUGCUCUUUCCAGUUUGAAUCUUGAUCUGGAGCUUCUUUCUGAGGUCCGUCAGUCUGUCAUGGUCACAGUGGCUGCUGUUAGAGUGGAAGAUUUACCUGUAGUAGUCAAAUUUAUUCUCCAUUCCAUCAAGACCACUGAUGCAGUAGAGGUAAUUUCUGAUCUUCGUAAGAAGCUGGACUUGGAUUCUUGUAUUUCACUCCCACGGAUUCAGGCUUCUCAGAGCAAGCUAAGGAGCCAGCCUCAGGGAAGAGUCUCUGCAAACCAAGUCAACAUCAGUCAGGACAGUGUUAAGCUCCUUUUUGAAGUCAUAAAGUCAGCUGUUAAAUUCCAGAAGACUAUUUUGGAAGCCUGGGUUAAGGCUAUUGAAAAUGUAGCUUCUGCCUCUGAGCAUAAGGUUCUGGAUUUGAUAAUACUGUUAAUAAUCUAUGCAACAAAUGUGAAGAACCAGAAGCAAAUUGAAAAAGUCCUGAAGAACAAGAUUAGGUCAGGCUGUAUGCAAGAACAGUUGCUACAGAAUGCCUUCAGAGAUCACUCACAGGUAAUGAGAGACUUCUUUCCAGCCAUCCUGUCAGUGGCUGAGAUCUUUCUGCACAUAAUGGAUCCCUGUGUUGUCUCUUUUGGCAGCUGCAUGUACAAGCAAGCAUAUGCAACCUUUGACUCAUAUUGCCAGCAGGAGAUUGUAGGUGCUUUGGUGACACAUGCAUGUGGUGGAAAUGAUGUGGAAGUAGAUGUUUCUCUAGAUGUGCUUGUUGACCUGGUGUCUGAACAUACUUCAUCAGUAGUUCCAUAUGCUGUCUUUCUGAAGAGCAUUUUAGAUUAUGUGGAUAAUCUAAGUCCUCAGCAAAUCCGGAAGCUAUUCCACAUCCUUAGUGUACUGGCGUUCAGUCAGGAGCCCAGAAGCAGCCACAUUCAGGACGAUAUGCACAUGGUGAUCAGGAAACAACUCUCCAGCACUAUUGGCAAGUAUAAGUGCACUGGGAUUAUUGGGGCAGUUACUAUGGUGAGCAGCAUGGCGGCAAGAAGGAGUAAAGAAAAUGGGCAUCUAUUGGAAAAAGCACCCCUAAGAAAGGAGCAGUGUAAUCAGAUCACAUCUUUGCUGCAGUUGGUGUGCUCCUGCUGCAAGCAGGUUCCCCAAGCCUUGGCCCUGUACUAUGAUGAACUUGCCAGCUUGGUUCAGAAAGGAAAUCUGGACUUGCAGAUCCUGGAUUGGAUUGAGAAUACUGUGGUGAAGGACUUUGAAGCAGAUUUUGUGACAGAAUUUCCUCCUUCGAGUGGCAAUGUUUCUCUCCUCCCAGUGAAGGCGCUAUAUAGCUUGGAAGAUGAAGAGACUGAGGGAAUGAUUGUUAUUAACCUGUUGCCUCUGCUGUCUCAGAGCUAUCGCAGCAUGGAUGAAACAGUGGACCUAAGUAAGGAGAAAAGGUUAGUGUCACCAGUUUGCCUGGCACCAUUCUUCCGGCUGCUGAGACUCUGUGUCUCAGAGAUGAACAGUGGAAACCUGGAAGAAAUCGACGCCUUGUUGGGAUGUCCUUUAUAUCUGACUGAUUUGCCAGAAGUAGAGAAGUUAGACUCCUUAUCAAAUCAAGAGCGUGAACUCCUCUGUUCACUCUUAUUUUAUACACUUAAUUGGUUCCGUGAGGUUGUGAAUGCUUUCUGCCAACAAGAAGAUCCUGAGAUGAAAGGAAGAGUUUUGGCUCGGCUGCAGAAUAUUACGGAGUUACAGUGUCUGUUAGAAAAAUACUUAGCGGCAAACCCUGGCUAUGUUCCUCCUGCUGCUAAUUUUGAUUCUGAAACCUUGGAUGGAGUGCCUGUUAUCAGUACUGUUGUUCCCACCAAAAAGAACAGCAAAGGAAGGAAAAGGAAAAAACCUGACAGCAGCAAAAACAGCUCUACCGACAAUUCACAGUGGGAUGAAAACACAGAGUCAAAUCAGCCUGAAGCUGAAACCAGUCAGCCAGAAAAGGACUCCAAAGAGAGUGAAUCAGGGGCCCCUUUGGUACAACUGCAGAAUUAUAGUGCAUAUUUUCGUGAAUUAGACUUUGAAGUUUUUACCAUCCUUCACAAUGAGUUGCUGACCAAGUCUGUUCUGGACACAGAGAUGCAUACAAAGACCCGUGAGGUGGUACAGAUAGGGCCCGCAGAGAUCCUGUUCCUUCUUGAAGAUCUGUGCCAUAAACUGGAACGAGUACUGAUACCAACAUCUGCAAAGAGAGCCCCUUUUUUAAAGGGAAAAGGAAGCAGGAAUGUUGGAUUCUCACAUCUUUAUCAAAGAUCAUCUCAAGAUGUAAUGAAGUGUGCUGUACAACUGUUGAAGCCGCUGUGUAACCACAUGGAAAAUAUGCACAACUUCUUCCAGGUGCUGCUUGCAGAGAAUCAUGGUGUGGUCGAUUCACCUGGAGUAAACAUUCAGGAACACCAGCUUAUGUCCUCCUGUUAUCAGCGAUUACUGCAAGUCUUUCAUCUCCUCUUUGCAUGGGGUGGAUUUUCUCAACAUGGAAAUCAUAGCUUGCUGAAAACAGGCCUCCAAGUCCUUGCACACAGACUCAAGCCAAGGGAGAAGGAGCUUCCUCUUGAGGAACUGCUCAGACAGAGUUUUCAGUAUUUGCAGAAUUUCCAGCACAGCAUCCCCAAUAUUUAUUGUGCACUAAGCCUCACUCAGCUUCUGCUUGUCAUUGCUGAAAAAUCUGCGACCAACCUGAAAAAUGAUAAAAUAGCUUCCAUCACUAAACAAUUUCUCUGCCAAUCUUGGGUAGAGCCCACUGGAAUUCGUCAGAAGGGCAAGCAGUUUAAUGAUGCUCUUCACACUUUGUUCUGUAUCUAUCUGGAGCACACAGACAAUGUAUUGAAAGCUAUAGAAGACAUUUCCAGCAUUGGGAUUCCAGAGCUGAUUCAUUCUUCUAAAGAUAACUACUCAUCUACUUACCCUACUUUGACCAGGCAAACAUUUCCAGUUUUCUUCCGAGUGAUGAUGGCUCAGCUAGAAGGCUCAGUGAGGAACAUUUCUGCUGGAAGAUCAUCAGAGGCUAGUGAGGUACAGCUAGAGAAGCUACUACUUUGGAACAUGGCUGUGAGGGAUUUCCACAUCCUUGUUAAUUUAGUUAAGGUAUUUGACAGUAGGCCUGUGCUCAAUGUUUGUUUGAAGUAUGGUCGUUUGUUCAUGGAAACAUUCUUGAAACUUGGUAUGCCCCUCUUGGAUCACAGCUUUAAAAAACAUAGGGGAGAUGUUCAGAGUUUGCUGAAAACUUUACAGCUGAGCACCAGACAACUCCACCACAUAUGUGGCCAUUCCAAGAUUCAUCAAGACACAGGACUCACCAGCCACAUUCCUCUGUUGAAGAAGACUCUUGAGCAGUUUGUAUACCGAGUGAAAGCAAUGCUGGCUCUAAAUCAAUGUCAGGAGGCUUUUUGGGUGGGUGUCCUCAAAAACAGAGACCUGCAGGGAGAAGAGAUCCUAUCACAAGCAUCCCAAGAAAGCAAGGAAGAGGAAGAAGAUUCCAUGCUCUCCAGGGAGAAUCCUACAGAGAAAGAGAGAGAGGAGGAAGACUCGGAGAGUGAUAGUAAGACAGAUACCAGAGACAGUGAUGAAGACAGCUCUGAUUAGGCUUAACCAUACUGGGUUAACUCUUCACAAUACUGUCAAUUACAACCUAACCUGAAGGUUCUGGAGCUGUUGUGAUUCUGAUAAGUUGUAUAAUAGUACACCAAGGCAUGCUAAUACAAGGUGAAUUAUGAACUGGACUUUUAUAAGGCCUGAUUUCAUUCUUGUUUAACAUUCAGUUCUUUAGAAAGGUUUUUGUUUUAAAAUGCAAGCACAUAGCACUUCUUGUGCUGACUUCCACCUCAAAAGCAGGUUGCUUUAUGUUUUCAUUUUAUCAAUAGCACUACUUUUAUUUACUUUUUAACCACAAUCCAAAGCUGAGUUGUGUUCUUAAGCACAUGCACCUAACUGUAUUUUGGACUAGUCUUUGUACUUCUGCACUUUUAGAAGAAAAUGUCUUGCUUUCUUUAAAAAAUUAUUUUAUAGAAAUGUUUAUUUUGGAACCUGCUUAUUUCAAGUUUUUAGUGCUGGUUCAUAUAAAUGUUCUACACGUUUUUUGCUGUGCUAUAUGCAGGAACUUGCAUAAAGAUAUUUUGACUUUCAUUCACAUACCUAUAGAAUAAAGUAUAAAAUUCUACCGUUA
Molecule: messenger RNA, 4955 nt
Organism: Heteronotia binoei (common prickly gecko)
Lineage: Eukaryota; Metazoa; Chordata; Lepidosauria; Squamata; Gekkonidae
Gene: FANCD2
Product: FA complementation group D2
Exons: 43
Coding region: 35-4375 (1446 amino acids)
Biological process (GO): homologous chromosome pairing at meiosis; mitotic intra-S DNA damage checkpoint signaling; interstrand cross-link repair
Cellular component (GO): condensed chromosome; nucleus
Molecular function (GO): DNA polymerase binding
Source: RefSeq, a predicted model, not a curated record